AGUGCGUCUGUGCGAGAGAGAGCGGAAGUGGCAGCGGUUGCAGAUCCACACCUUUUCCGGUAAUACCGACAGCAGCAGCACACAACCGGGACCGAAAGAGCAGCCGGAGAGGAAAGAGGGGCGAGAACCGACCCGGGGUGAGAGAGAGGGGGGAUGUUAUUUGAAGGGACAGAAGAGGGAAACUCGUGAUGAAUCAGUGACCUUUGGACUUUUUUUUACUCGCCCAAUCCCCAUUUGGACUCAUUAAAGACCAAAACUGCUGAUCAGAAGUCUUAAAAAAGAGUUAAACCGAAUGAACACAAGAAGGAAGUCUGAAUUGAGCAGAAAGGCCUGUUAAAGAUCUAUAAAGCUUCAGUUUUAAAGAUCUUAUCAAAGCAUAUUUUGCUGGAUUUUCAUGAUUGCUCUUGAGUGUGCACCCUCAGUAGUACGCAACUCAACUUGCCUACAUAGUGGUUUCUGUUUCCCCUUAUGCAUACUGAAUUAGAUUCAUCCAAUGUGAGUCAUUGUUGCAUUUUUAAACCAAUGGCUCUUCAGUUCCAUAUCGAAGUCUGAAACGCAACAAAGUUCGAAGCAAUAUUUUGUGACUUCUCACAUGCUGCAAGACCAAAUAUCCUUCUAAUUGUUCUCCUUGCGACAAAAAUAAUAUAUGCACAGCCAACAAGAUGGGGAAGAUGCUUUCAAAGAUCUUCGGCAACAAAGAGAUGAGAAUAUUGAUGCUUGGACUUGACGCGGCGGGAAAGACCACGAUCCUUUACAAACUGAAACUGGGACAGUCUGUCACAACCAUCCCGACUGUGGGAUUCAACGUGGAGACUGUCACCUAUAAGAACGUCAAGUUCAACGUCUGGGACGUCGGCGGUCAGGACAAGAUCCGACCUCUGUGGCGGCAUUACUACACCGGCACCCAGGGAUUGAUCUUCGUAGUGGACUGUGCGGAUCGAGACCGGAUCGACGAGGCCAGACAGGAGCUGCAUCGCAUCAUCAACGAUCGCGAAAUGAGGGACGCCAUCAUUCUGAUCUUCGCCAACAAGCAAGACCUUCCCGAUGCCAUGAAACCACACGAGAUCCAAGAGAAGCUCGGGCUGACCCGGAUUCGAGAUAGGAAUUGGUACGUCCAGCCGUCCUGCGCCACGACGGGCGAUGGACUCUACGAAGGGCUCACCUGGCUUACAUCCAAUUACAAAUCGUAACGCAUCGAUUCGGAAAAGAGUGGCAACUAGAAGCAAUUAAAGAAUAACUUUGGCUUCUCAGAUCUGUCUGUAAAGUUUGACUUUUUUUUUCUAUUCUUUGAUUUCAUCGAAAUUUAACACGACUUUUCUCACACCCAUUCUUUUUUUGGCUCGCUUGUAAUUCAGUUUGAAUGUUUAAGUGUUUUCGACUAUUCCUUAUACUGCUAAAUUCAUGUUCUUCAUCAGUAUUUUGAUCUGUUUCUCAGUAAAAAAAUAUUUAAACAUACGAUAGUAAGACUUGAAUUCAAGCUGUUUUCUUACACCAUUGGCAAACUGACUAAAAAUAAUUAGAUUUAUGCUUAAAACAAUAAAAACCCAAUGGGGUAAGAAAAAUAUUCUCUGAAAACAAGCCUUGUUGUCUAUGCAACGUGCCUUCUAAUGUAAAUGCAUCUUAAAGGAAUAUUUUGGGGUUAAUACAAGUGAAGCUCAAUCGACAGCAUUUGUGGCAUAAUGUUGAUUACCAAAAACGUUAAUUAAUUUCGACUCAGUAAUAGUGAGACAUUUGCAAUGGAAGUCAAUGGACGUUAAAAUACUCACUGUUUAAAAAGUAUCGCCACAAGACGAAAACAACGUGUGUUAACAUGAUUUUAGCGUGAUAAAAUCACUUACUAACCACAUCUGUGUGACGUUAUAGCCAAUUUUACAACUUUGUUACCAUGGCGACGUAACGCCUUGCACUCUUAAACCCUAAAACGGCGAUUUAAACAACUUUACAGCUCAAGUAAUACGCAAGAAUUACAAGUGCUUUUAUAAAAUGAUAAGAUUCACAUUUCUGUCUUUAAAACCUCCAAAGAUUGACUUCCAUUGUACGUGUCUCACUGUAACCUCAAUUGUUUAAAGAAAAGCAGGGUUAAAAUGUAAAAAUUUAAAAUGUGUAUCGUGUCACAAAUGCUGUCGAUUGAGCUUAACUUGUAUUGAACGUGGAAUAUUCCUUGAAGGACGUUUAGAUAUUUUUUUACUGGAAAACAGUACAUAAAUACUGAAAUAAAAUGAUUUUAUGCAGUGUAAAGUAUUAUUUUCAGAAGCUGUGGGGUUUUUCCAUUUCAGUUCAGGUGAAGAUUUGCCCCUUGAUUGACAUGGAAAAGGUUUUUGUUUAUUAUUAUUAUUAUUUGUCUGAAGAUCCAGUUAUUAGUCCAUUAAAUGGCAGCUUAUUUGUGUACGUCUGUGCCAUCACGUAUAACGAAUGUAAAGAGAAUAGCUACAGUACAGAGCAUUCUGAUAAAACACAAAUACAUGCAGAAUUUCAUCAACAACAUCAAAGUAUUUUUCCAUGAAGAUAAUUUACGUUUUGUUUUUGUCAGUAAGCUUCCAUUUCAACUUAGAAUUUACACUGUUUUGGGCUUUUUUGAUGAGACAAACCAGAGGUGCUCCACAAAACACGACAUUAUGUACCCCUAAACGAGAUUUACUCAAAACAGUCUUUUGAAUUUAGUAUGCACUUGAGUGGAUCCGACCAUGUUAACCCGUCUCUGUUAUGGUUCUGGUACCAGCUCUCCUCCAACUGUAACACCGCACAAAUCACACCAAGCCUCCUUUUCUCGUACUAAAUUAAGGCUAAAUGCUUUGUUUUAUUAUUUUGACUUAUUUGUUAUGCUGAGAAAUAAUAAAAUCUAUAUAUAUAUCCAGUACAAUGUGAUUGAAUCUUCUUGACGAGGUAUAAUGUACCAGAACGGCACAUUUACAUUGUAUAUUUUGAAUGUGAAAGUGUUUUUUUGAGUUUGGGAGCCGGAGGUCAGGACAGAAGCGUACUGGUCAGUUUUCAUCCCUGUGAUUAUAUAUCUGACCCUGAGAAGUGAAUAAGUGAUGACGUCUUUGGUUUCAGGGUCAAAUGAUCACGUGCUUCCAUUUUCACUCACGCUGCGCACACACACUGAGUGCACGUGAGAGACAAAAGUGUUCAUGUUUUAUAUAAAUUUGAGUUAGCCACUUCCUCUGUCAGUAUUGUUUGAUGUUGUACUGUAACUUCAAGUUUUCCAGUUCAACAAGAGAACACAAGAGUAAAGAUGCACUUAUGUUUUCCAACAUGUUUGCAUAACGGACAGUUUAAUUAAAUUCAGUUUCCAGGCAUGCAUCACUAAUGAUUUUGUACCUUUUACUUGAAUGUUUAAUGCAUACUUGGCUGAAUCUCACAAAAACAUCUAGAUCAUAUUUCACCCAAAAAUCAAAAACAAGCAACUUGAAAUUAGAUUUUGGAUAGCAGAAAUACAUUUUUGAUUUGUGACUAGAGGUCGACCGAUAGUGGAUUUUGCCGAUACCGAUUAAAAAAUUAUUCUUUCUUUACUCUGGUGGCUAAAGACAAAGAGUCCAAAAUGCAUGAAAUCCCAGAUGCAGUUUUUUUAUUCAACCAAAAUCCCAAUAAUAAGCAGAAAAAAAUGAUUUGGUGCAUAACGCAGAACAAGCCCGAAACACACCAGAGACUCUUAUUUUGAAAUGAUGAAAAAUCUAUCGGCAACUAUCGCCAUUUUUGCCAAUAACUGAUAGUUCCGAAAAGCAACUAUCGGCACCGAUUAAUUGAUAAACCGAUAUAUCGGUCUACCUCUAAUUGUGACAUUAUUUUCAUGACAAUUAAAUAAUUCUAAUUACAUAAUGUACUUUUGAGUUUUAUCAUUCUCAUUAUUCUCAAUAAUUGUACUAGUUACUGUAAUGCAGUAAUUUUACUAUAUAACAAUGUGUAAUACUGUAAUACAAUGAUUAAAAUAAUAAUAAUAAAAAAGUAUAAUUUCUUAAUAUAGUUUCUUAAAAAUGUAUUAUUGAAACUAGUUUUAUAUAUACUCUAUUUAAGCUAGAGGUAGACCGAUAUAUCGGUUUAACCAAUUAAUCGGUGCCGAUAGUUGCUUUUUGGAACUAUUGGUUAUCGGCAAAAAUCUAUGUCGAUAGUUGCCGAUAUAUUUUUUUAUCAUUUCUUCAUUUCAAAAUAAGAGUCCCUGGUGUGUUUCGGGUUGUUUAUACUUAAAAGUCCUGCGUUAUGCACCAAAUCUUCUUUUUUCUGGUUAUUAUUGGGAUUUUCAUUGAACAAAAAACUGCAUCUGGGAUUUUAUUCAUUUUGGACUCUUUGUCUUUACCCGCCAUAGUGAAGAAUGACUUUUUAUAUAUUUUGUUGACAUUUUAUAAAUGGAUUUUAAAAACUAUCGACUGAUUAAUCAGUUAUCGGCCUUUCCCACCACCUUAGUUAUCCUAUCGGCAAAAUCCACUAUUGAUCGACCUCUAAUUUAAACUAUUAUUUCAAAUAUUAAAUAUUACUUUUAUUAAAUAUUUAAAAAGGGCAAUACAACAAAUACCACCAUGAUGUGUAUAUAAUUCUCUAUUUAAAUUAUAUAUAUAUAUAUAUAUAUAUUUAUUAUUAUUAUUUCACAUUACAGUAAUGAAAGAUGGAUGGGGGGGGCUUAAUUGUCAUGAAAAUAAUUUCCCAAUUCAAAUAAUGUGAAUUGUUCCAAAAAUAGGCUUCAUUUUCAUUAUGUAAAAUAAAAUGUAUUGAUUUUGAUUUGUGAGUGAAAUAUGACAGGUCUGUAUGAUUCACCCACCUGUCGCUUGAGCAGCUUUCAUUGAAUUGUCAAGGAAUUAAAUAUAUAUAUAUAUAUAUAUAUAUAUAAUGAGAAAUAUUCUCAUGAAUGUGUCAUCGUUGCUGUUAAAGGUGUGGUGAAAACUGCAACAUGAUGCAGUUUACAGGAUUAUUUUUGGAUUAGCUCAAUCUCUCUCAUUAUAAUCUUACACAGAACGACUCUUACGUGUUUUCCAGUGGAACAUGAUGUUGUUUGUUUAGUGAGUUUCAGUGGAGUUUGACCUGCUGUUGAGAAGAUUGUGCACAGAAUGGACACUUUUGAGUUAAAAAAUAUAUUCAGGUAGCUCUUACUCGACUCUGUUACACAAACUACAAACAUUUACUUGGUGUUUGAAACAUGGCAUUAAAGUAUCUGUUUUAAAGAGGAAACAAAGUACUGUACACUUAUAUUUUAUAGAGCUUUUCAGGUUGUGGUCCAAAAACCUGGAAGAGAAUGAGCAUUUUUGGGAUUUUUCUAUGGGUUUUAUAGUGACAGUUUUGGAUUUAAAAGUAAAAUUAAGUCUGUGUUAAACAUUAUUUGAAGAUACUUGGCGGUUUGUUCUACAACAUAAAUUACACACAGUCACACAUCAAACAUUAAGUUUGAAGCUGCCCUGUUUUUAAUAAAAAAGUAUGUUGCUAAGAAGUUGCUAGAUAAGGACUACAACAAUUUUCCAUUUCCCUAAACACACACACUCAUGUGCUUGUGGUAUUUGUAGUCCUAAAUUAGCAAUCGACAAAUGCCAUAUGACCUGUCAUUAAACCUUUACAGGGUUUCUGCAGGUCUGAAAAAGUCUUAAAUUGCCCUUUCGCAAAUUUAAGUCUUACAAUCAUAAGGUCAUGGUAUUAAAUGUUGCAUGAGGGAUUGGUUUCUCAUUGCAUUUAAGGUCGUUUUAAAGUGAAGAGUAAUUUUUGAGCAUGAAUAGCCCCAUACCAAAUUUGCGGUCUGUAGGACAAACUCUUUAGCGCCACCACCAGUUCAAAAAUUCACUUUUCUUUUGUGUGCAUCUUUUGAACCAUUUGUCCUAUACAUUCUUUUUGCAUGUAAUUACUCUCCUCCUGAUGAUACUAAUGGACCGCUUAAAUUUAAACUCCGCCCAUUACAGUGGCUGCCAUCUUGGAUUAUGGCAUUUAUCGUUUAUUUGCUACUAUUCCUGCAAACUUUGCCCAAUUUGCCUAAACAGAGGCUCAAAAUAAUCUCUGGAUCUCUCAAGACAGAAUGAAUAAUACCAUUUAGAUUUGAGAUUUUGUUUAAAAGUUACGUUUAACAAGGUCGACAUAAAACAGGAAGUGAGGCUAUAUCUUGCCAAUGGUUUGUUUUAUUGAAACGAAACUUGGUAUGCUUCAUCAGGACCAUGAUCUUAGGGUACGUGCAAAGUUUGGUGACAGCGCCACCUAUGGGUCAAGCUAUCUGCCCUUAAAAUAUCCUAAAAUCAUGAGUUUGGUGUCUAUGGGUUCAUUGGGUCAUGAGGAUUUCAACGAUUCCAAUAUCAGCCAUACAGCCUCUCUGGCACAUUGAUUUUUACCUUAAAGUUAAAUAUCUUUUGAAUGCAUUGUCAGAUUUAUAAGAAAUUUGGUAUGCAUUAUUGUCAUCAUGUCCUGAAUGUACCUGAGCAGUUUGGAGACAGCGCCACCUAUAGUUCAAAAGAUAAUCCACACUUGUGUGCUGACUCCAACCUUGACAUGUCUUUUUGCCGUUCCUGACUCAUGUCAACUGAGUGGCACAGUGUGUUCAUUUCUGUAAAUGUAUAUAUUAUUGGCUAAUCUAGGACAUUAGGGAUUAAGAUUGCAGAAUCAUAAGGGACUUUUUUUAAAACAAAAGAUAAAAAAAUCAUAAAUGCUUCUUUUGUUGAGCUUCUAGAUUUAUGACCAAAUGUAUUUGAAUAAAUUCUUGUUUUUA
Myxocyprinus asiaticus (Chinese sucker) is the source of this 6667-nucleotide messenger RNA. RefSeq names its product ADP-ribosylation factor 6. Gene Ontology annotation, molecular function: GTP binding; GTPase activity. Gene Ontology annotation, biological process: intracellular protein transport; vesicle-mediated transport. The transcript has 2 exons. Bases 663 to 1190 code for a protein of 175 amino acids. The record is from RefSeq and is a predicted model, not a curated record. Lineage: Eukaryota; Metazoa; Chordata; Actinopteri; Cypriniformes; Catostomidae. Gene Ontology annotation, cellular component: cytoplasm.